Vigna angularis (adzuki bean) is the source of this 794-nucleotide messenger RNA. Its product is annotated as protein LURP-one-related 11. The transcript is spliced from 3 exons. The record is from RefSeq and is a predicted model, not a curated record. Lineage: Eukaryota; Viridiplantae; Streptophyta; Magnoliopsida; Fabales; Fabaceae. Bases 20 to 619 code for a protein of 199 amino acids.
GCUACACACAAUUUCAACCAUGGGAAAAGUUUGUCCCCAAGCACUAGAAUCUUCUACUACCUGCAGUUUCACUUGCAAGCAAGAAACUUUUACCCUAUGGAUGAAAUCUCUUGUACUGAAUGGAAAAGGGUGCACUGUCUUUGAUUCCAAUGGCCAGAUUGCAUACAGAGUUGAUAACUACAACUGCAAGCAUAGAGCAGAAGUUCAUCUCAUGGACCAAAAUGGUGAUAUUUUGUUCACUAUGCUAAAAAAGCAAUAUAAGUUGUCCAGAUUCUGGGAGGGUUAUAGAUUUCCAGCAACAAGAAAUGACCACAAAGGACCAUGCUUUCGAGUUUCAAAAACUUAUAAGAUCUCUAAAGGGGGUUCGAUCUAUGAAGUUGAACUUGGUUUGGACAAAAACCAACCCUAUAUUCAUAAAAUAGAAAGCAGCACCUGCAAUUCAGCUUGCAAAAUAUCUAAUGAGGUUGGAGUGGUGGUUGCAGAGCUAAGGAGGAAGAAGUCACAUAGUGGAGUUGAUUUAGGAGAUGAUGUUUUCACAAUGGUAGUGGAGCAAAAUAUAGAUCUUUCUCUAGUUAUGGGACUUGUUGUAGCAUACAAUCUUAUAAACUCUAAAAUGUAAGUAUUUUGGAAGCAACAGUUUCCACAACACUAGUGAUUUACAUAUUGAGUGAGAAUUAUAGCACAUCGAUUGCUAAAUACAGUUUCUGUGUUGAGCUUUGCAGAAAAGUGUGCGUGUGUGAUUAAUCAAUCACAAAAUGAUUGAAAUCAAAUUUAAUUUCACUUUUGUUUUCUUC